This is a messenger RNA of Pelobates fuscus (common spadefoot toad), 1776 nucleotides long. RefSeq names its product even-skipped homeobox 1 (gene EVX1). Gene Ontology annotation, biological process: regulation of transcription by RNA polymerase II. NCBI's taxonomy places the organism in Eukaryota, Metazoa, Chordata, Amphibia, Anura, Pelobatidae. Gene Ontology annotation, molecular function: DNA-binding transcription factor activity, RNA polymerase II-specific; RNA polymerase II cis-regulatory region sequence-specific DNA binding. The record is from RefSeq and is a predicted model, not a curated record. Gene Ontology annotation, cellular component: nucleus.
AUGUGGAAACAGGCCUCCACCCAGAAACUGACUCUCAUCUUGUACCUGGACGCUGAAAAUGCCUUCGACAGGAUCUGUCUUCACACUUUCUUCAUCAUCCGUGUUCAUCUGGGGCAUCAGCACCAUAAACCAUUAACUCUGGCUUCCUUUCAUCUUGAAGGUGGCGAGGUUGCUAUUUAUCCCCUAGCAAUCAAUGAGUGGCGUCACCAGUACUGUAAUGACGAUUGCACCAUUAAGGAUGACAGUUUAGAAAGAAGAGGGCAAUGGUGAUCCCUCCCAGAGCCAGUCCAGCUCUGAGCACUGAAUGCAUCGCAGGAUCACCCUGUAUCUCCACACUGCUCAUCUGCCUGUCUCAGCCCCCUGCACUGGGUCUUUUGCUGGCUUCUUCACUCACACACAAUGGAGACCAGGAAGGAGAUGGUCAUGUUCCUGGAGGGAGGUCAGCUUGGCACUCUAGUUGGCAAGAGGCUGUCUAAUUUGUCGGACACAGUGGGAAGCCCCAUUCAGGAGCCGCAGGACAAGAUGAUUUCUAGAAACUGCCUGAGCCCCAGGUCUGUUCCUCUGACACCCCGGGAGAGGGUCCAGGAGGAGGGGGACAUGGCAGCAGGGCCGGACAGCAGGAUCUCGCCCACUCACCCAGCUCCUCACUCAGACUCCCUGUCUGCCAAGGGGCAGCACAGCAGCUCGGACACCGAGUCGGAUUUUUACGAGGAAAUUGAAGUCAGCUGCACCCCGGACUGCAACCCAGGCGGCCCCGACUACCAGCACAGCAAAGGUCACUGCCCUGAGGUUAUGAGCAGCAGCCCUGUGAAUGAAAGCGAUUUAUCAAAAGGAAGCGGUGCAUCCCAGAGCUCCAUGUCCUGUGCUGGGGACCAGAUGCGCAGGUACAGAACAGCCUUCACCAGGGAGCAGAUUGCAAGGCUGGAAAAAGAAUUCUAUCGGGAAAAUUAUGUAUCAAGGCCUAGACGGUGUGAACUGGCUGCAGCCCUCAACCUACCAGAGACCACCAUCAAGGUAUGGUUCCAGAACAGGAGGAUGAAGGACAAGAGACAGCGCCUGGCCAUGACUUGGCCCCAUCCAGCUGACCCUGCAUUCUAUACCUACAUGAUGAGCCACGCAGCUGCCACUGGCAACUUACCUUACCCUUUCCCAUCUCACCUACCUCUUCCUUACUACUCUCACAUGGGAAUUGGCACAACAUCAGCCUCAUCAGGCACCCCCUUCAGCUCACCUCUGAGACCACUGGACACUUUCAGAGUCCUCUCCCAUCCCUACCCCAGGCCAGAACUUCUGUGUGCAUUCAGACACCCCUCUCUGUAUGCCUCCCCUGCCCAUGGACUUGCUGCUGGAGGGAACCCCUGCUCCUGCUUGGCAUGCCACACUAGCUCUGCCAAUGGAUUGGCACAGAGACCUUCAGCUUCUGACUUUAACUGCUCUUCCACAUCUAGAUCAGACUCCUUCAUCACCUUCACUCCCUCAGUCUUGAGUAAGGCCUCCACGGUUUCGCUAGACCAGAGAGAAGAGGUCCCACUGACCAGAUAAAAAACAUAAUUCUUGUCCUACAUGCGUCAGUUUCGCAAUCGUAUAACUGAUUUCGUCAUGUUGAUGUCUUAAUCCAGUAUGCCAGUUUUUGAUGAAUGGUGGCAUUGAAAUGUACCAGGCCAUAAGUUAUAUCUUCACCAGAGCAACCAAGAAAGCUAUGGAAGCAGUGAAUGGAAUGUCUAGGAUACUACACCACAAAUAGGACUACUUUUUAAAAAGGGAUUCUUUUUUAGG